This is a messenger RNA of Rhinolophus ferrumequinum (greater horseshoe bat), 3773 nucleotides long. It is a transcript of the gene ZBTB44, whose product is annotated as zinc finger and BTB domain containing 44. The transcript is spliced from 6 exons. NCBI's taxonomy places the organism in Eukaryota, Metazoa, Chordata, Mammalia, Chiroptera, Rhinolophidae. Bases 285 to 2135 code for a protein of 616 amino acids. The record is from RefSeq and is a predicted model, not a curated record. Gene Ontology annotation, molecular function: protein binding.
GUGUGCCGCCAUGCCCCAGCCACGGGCUGUCCACGGGCCUAGGCGCGGCGGCCCGAGAUAGGGUCCCCUCAGUCUCCCGGGGGAGGAGAGAGGCAGCGAGCUGCGCGCUCCGCCCCCUCCCCCCGGGCUGUCGCCGCUGCCGCUGCCGCCGCCACCUCGCCGCCUCAGCCUGGCGGGGCGGAGGAGGAGGAGCACCAGGCCUCCGGGCCCCGGCACCGCCGCCCGCAGGUCAUUUCUGAUUCAUUUGCAUCUUUGAAGAGCAUCUGUAGAAGAGGAAGGAAAAGAUGGGUGUGAAAACAUUUACUCAUAGCUCCUCUUCCCACAGCCAGGAAAUGCUUGGAAAGCUAAAUAUGCUGCGAAAUGAUGGACAUUUUUGUGAUAUCACUAUUCGUGUCCAGGACAAAAUCUUCCGGGCACAUAAGGUGGUACUAGCAGCUUGCAGUGAUUUUUUUCGCACCAAACUUGUAGGCCAAGCAGAGGAUGAGAACAAGAAUGUGUUGGAUUUGCAUCAUGUUACAGUGACUGGCUUUAUACCCCUUUUAGAAUACGCUUACACAGCCACUCUGUCAAUUAACACAGAAAAUAUCAUUGAUGUUCUAGCUGCAGCCAGCUAUAUGCAAAUGUUUAGUGUUGCUAGCACCUGCUCAGAAUUCAUGAAAUCAAGCAUUUUAUGGAAUACACCCAACAGCCAACCAGAAAAGGGUCUAGAUGCUGGACAAGAAAAUAACUCUAACUGCAAUUUUACUUCUCGAGAUGGAAGCAUUUCUCCAGUGUCUUCAGAGUGCAGUGUGGUAGAAAGAACCAUUCCUGUCUGCCGAGAAUCCCGGAGAAAGCGCAAAAGCUACAUUGUUAUGUCUCCUGAAAGUCCUGUAAAGUGUAGCACACAAACAAGUUCUCCCCAGGUAUUGAAUUCUUCAGCUUCCUACUCAGAAAAUAGAAAUCAACCAGUUGACUCUUCUUUAGCUUUUCCCUGGACUUUUCCUUUUGGAAUUGAUCGAAGGAUUCAGCCUGAUAAGGUUAAGCAGGCAGAAAAUGCCCGGACUUUAGAAUUACCUGGCCCAUCUGAGACAGGUAGAAGAAUGGCUGAUUUUGUGACUUGUGAGAGCACAAAAACUACCUUGCCUCUGGGUACCGAAGAAGAUGUCCGGGUCAAAGUAGAAAGAUUAAGUGAUGAGGAGGUCCAUGAGGAAGUAUCCCAGCCUGUCAGUGCAUCUCAGAGUUCACUGAGUGAUCAGCAGACAGUGCCAGGAAGUGAACAAGUCCAAGAGGACCCGCUGAUUAGUCCACAGUCUUCCUCUAUAGGCUCAGUAGAUGAAGGCGUCACCGAAGGGUUACCUACACUUCAGAGCACUUCUAGCACUAACGCUCACCCAGAUGAGGAUGAUCGAUUGGAAAAUGUUCAGUAUCCCUACCAACUCUACAUUGCUCCUUCUACCAGCAGUACAGAACGGCCAAGUCCAAAUGGUCCAGACAGACCUUUUCAGUGUCCAACUUGUGGGGUGCGAUUCACCCGUAUUCAGAACCUAAAACAGCACAUGCUCAUCCACUCAGGAAUUAAACCAUUUCAGUGUGACCGCUGUGGGAAGAAGUUCACCAGGGCUUACUCGCUAAAGAUGCAUCGCCUAAAGCAUGAAGGUAAACGCUGUUUCCGGUGCCAGAUAUGUAGUGCCACUUUCGCUUCCUUCGGGGAAUAUAAACACCACAUGAGGGUUUCCCGGCACAUUAUCCGCAAGCCUCGGAUUUACGAGUGCAAAACAUGUGGCGCCAUGUUCACCAACUCUGGAAAUUUAAUCGUGCACCUGAGGAGUCUGAACCAUGAAGCGUCAGAGCUAGCAAACUACUUCCAGAGCAGUGAUUUCCUAGUACCGGACUACUUAAACCAGGAGCAAGAAGAGACCCUUGUUCAGUAUGAUCUUGGAGAACACAGUUUUGAAAGCAACUCCUCUGUUCAAAUGCCUGUAAUUUCACAGGUCUCCUCAACCCAGAAUUGUGAAAGCACUUUUCCCUUGGGGUCUCUUGGUGGGCUGGCAGAAAAGGAGGAAGAAAUGCCAGAGCAACCAAAGACCAGUGCUUGUGCCGAGACUCCCGGAGGUGACCCCCCGAAAUCAGAGCUGUCUUCUGUAACUAUUGAGUAAUUUCAUGGUUUGGCUUCAUUUUUGGUUUUUGGAAAGUGCCUGUGCUUGGUCUUGUACAUUUAAAUUUAGUUCAAUUUUUUUAAAGAAAAAAGGGUUUGGGAAGGAAUUUCCCUUUUUUACUUUGUAAACCCUGCAACUGAUGUUUUAUUUUUUAUGACUGAGAGAUUGCUUCUGUAAGUUCACAAUAACAUUAUGUUGAAACAUAAUAGAUGCUAUAAGACUUAAGGAGAACCAGUUGACUUAAAACAUAUAUCAGUUUCUCCUUCCAUUGUUAAAAGUAGGCUAAUAACAGAUUAUUAGGUAAAGAAGAAAUCAGAUCAAUAUUGACCUUCCUGAGAUGAAACGGUACACCAGAAACAAAUUGUUAAAAAGAAUUUGACAAAUGGCCCAAAUAGAUAUUUGCUCCUAUACACAGGACGUUGUACAAUAUUUUGUAAAGCCUGUUGUUUUUGGAAGUAUUUAAGGUAAGCUUUCUUAAAAAUUAUUCGGGUAAAUACUGCUGAAAUCCAACAUACUCCUUUUUUUUUUUUUUUUUUUUUUUUUAAGCUUUAUCAUUUUUAUUCUGAUUUUUUUCAUAGUGAAAAUUUGAUACUGGGGUAGGCAGUCCCUGUACCUUAUAGUACUACUCAUUCAAAUAAUCUUUCUUCUAUAAAAGAAGACAGAGAACCAUGAUUGAGAAUAGUCAAGCUGUGCAUGGGGUGACCAGGAAUGGAGAAUGUAGUGUGUAAAUCCCAGCUUCAUAGGAACUCUAAUACUGCUUUUCUGGCUGAAAUUGUUAUUUACCUGGUAUUUGAAUGUUAAUGCCUGACUAAUUAUGUCACUGCCAAAAUCAGUUUUCCUCUUGCCCCAUUGACAAUACUUUCACUUGCAUAUACUGGCGUGAUAUUAUAUAAAGGAAAAAUAUUGGAGAUAGUCUAUAUUUCAUAUGUAGGUUUAUGUAUUGUUGGGGAUGUUUUUAUUGUGCUGUUUUGGACAAAAUAAAGAAUUCUCUAUUAAGGCUACAUUCUUAACCCAACUAAGAUUGUUUAUAAAAACCCCAUAUGACAGUGAAACAUUGUCCUUGUUCUAAAAAACUUUUAACUAUUGCCAAGUUUAUUAAAAGUAGUUCGUGUAGUUUUUACACAAUGUAAGCAAUAAUGUAAAAGAUGAGAAAAGCCUAUAAAAUGAUCUCUGACUCAUAAAUCUGGGGGAAAAUAUUAAGACUAAAGAAAAACUGAAAACCUUGAAUUAAUGAGUUUCACCUCUUUUGCUGCUAAAAAAUGAAACUUUCUUUUUUAGUUGAAAUUUAUGAUACUCUAGGCUGGAGUAUACUUUUCAUCUAGUGCCAUUUACAGUAUCAGUUUGAUCCUAAAUAUUCAUGAGUUCAUGAACAAUGAACUUUUGGGUAACUUUUAUUUAUAUAUAUAUAUAUAAACUUUAAUAAUUAUGAAAGCACCUGAUUCAAUCAGAAAAAAGAAAUAAAAUAUACUUUCUUAUUCAACACACAAGAUCUGAAUUUUGUCCAGGUGCUAGACCUUAAUGAUAAAAUAUAGUUUUAAGUUUUAGUGAUUUAAUUGUUCCAUUUUUUAAAAUAUGCUAAUUCUGUCAUUUAUUUUGCCUCCUACAAAUGGAAAGAAAAGGAAAGGAAAGUCAUUGAGG